GGGCCUGAUAUCCUUGAAUUCUAGUGACACCUACUACCUGGAGCCAAUCAGCGGUGUGGAUCCAAUGCACCACUCACUGUUGAGUGCUAAGGAACUGCCAGUUGAAGGUGGAAACUGUGGCCACGGCCAUCACACCACACAAUUCAACCAUAUCUCCAACCUGCUCAGACCAUUUCAUUCACGGGUCAAAAGAAACACCUGGGGUACCACAAAGUACAUGGAACUGUACAUUGUGGCAGACAACACACUGUUUAAACGGCAGAAUAAAGACUAUGAAAAGACCAAGGCAAGGAUAAUGGAAAUUGCCAAUUACGUGGAUAAGUUCUAUAGGGCACUGAACAUCCGUGUGCCUCUAAUUGGUCUGGAAGUUUGGACCGACAGAGAUCAGUGUAUCAUCACCGAGGAGCCAAACGCCACUCUCUGGUCCUUCCUCCAGUGGAGACAAAAGCUGAAAUCUCGCAAGAAACACGACAACGCCCAGCUGCUCACGGGUGUGAUUUUCAAGGGGACAACUAUUGGGAUGGCACCGCUGGAGGGGAUGUGCAGCCUGGAAAACUCUGGAGGCAUCAAUGUGGACCACUCGGAGCUGUCCAUCGGCGCAGCGGCUACCAUGGCUCACGAGAUCGGCCACAACUUCGGCAUGAGCCACGACCACGACGGCUGCUGCGUGGAGGCCACCGCCGAGCAGGGAGGCUGCGUGAUGGCUGCUGCCACGGGGCACCCAUUCCCUCGAGUCUUUAGUCGCUGCAGUAAACGCGACCUGGACAGCUACUUCCAGAAAGGAGGGGGCAUGUGUCUUUAUAACAUGCCCAACAUGAAGGACCUGGUGGGGGGCAAGAAGUGCGGCAAUGGCUUUGUGGAGGACGGAGAAGAAUGCGACUGCGGAGAACCUGAUGAAUGCACCAAUGACUGCUGCAAUGCCAAUAAUUGUACCUUGAAGGAGGAGGCUCAGUGCGCCCAUGGAGUGUGCUGCGAGGGCUGCAAAUUGAAGCAGGCAGGUACCAUGUGCCGGGGGCCAGCGGGGGCAUGUGACCUGCCAGAGUACUGCACCGGGGCAUCUCCUUACUGUCCUGCCAAUGUCUACCUGCUGGACGGCUCCUCCUGUCAGUACGGAGUGGCCUACUGCUACAAUGGCAUGUGCCUCACCCACGAACAGCAGUGCCUGCAGCUCUGGGGCUACGGAGCUCGACCGGCCCAUGAUGCCUGCUUUGAGGAUGUCAAUGCAGCAGGGAACGCUUUUGGGAACUGCGGGAAAGAUGAACACGGCAACUACAUGAAGUGUGAGAAAAGUGACGCCAAGUGUGGUAAGAUCCAGUGCCAUAGUGCUGCCAAGAAGCCCAAAGGCACCAACGCUGUAUCCAUCGACACCACCAUCAAGACGGGUGGCAUAGAGGUGAAGUGCCGUGGCACCUACGUGUACAGCACCCAGGAUGGCCAGGGUGACUUGCCUGACCCUGGCCUCGUCAUGACCGGCACAAAGUGUGGAGAGGGCAAGGUGUGCAGAGACCGCAGGUGCCAAAAUGCCUCUUUUACCGAGCUGGAGACUUGCAUCGCACGCUGUCACGGCAACGGGGUGUGUAACAGCAAUGGAAACUGCCACUGCAAUCGAGGCUAUGCACCACCCUUCUGUGAGAAGCCAGGACUCGGCGGCAGCGUAGACAGCGGACCUGUUCAAUAUGACAGUCAAGUGGGUCUAGUGGUGGGGCUGCUGUUUGCCUUCCUGGUGGUCCUACCUGCGGUGCUGCUGGUCUUCUACUGCUACAGGGUCAAGACCUCCUACUACCACAAGUGGCUUUCCCAGAGAGAGAAGAACAAGAGCCACAAGACCGAGGCGGCAGCAGAUAAAGGGAAGAACGGCCAUCUGAAUCCUGCCUUUCACCUGAAGGUGGUCGGACCAAUCAACAAAGCAAGUGGCCACAAGGGGCUUCCUCACACCAGCAAAGAGGUCCUGCCUCUCAGACCGGGCCCCGUGCCAAAUGGUACCCAGCCAGUCAACGUUGUGCGACCUCUGAGACCCGCUCCGUCUCCACAGGGUGGUUCCCGGGACCUCAAGGUGGUACGACCGCCUCUGCCAGCUGGAAAGCCCCCAGCGGCGCCUCCCAAAUCCCCCGCCACUACGCAGAGACUCAGCCCGCCCAAGAAACCACUGCCCCUUAACCCGACACGAUCUCCACUGUUGGUGUCUGAGCUGCAGCCCAGAUCGUCACCCUUCCCCCCUCAGAGGCCUCUCCCCCUCAGCCCAGCAAGAGGAGCCUCACCCACAGUGAGUCCGGCCCGGACCCCGGCCUCCAAACCCUCCACGGGCCUGCUGGUCAUGAUGCCUCCAGCAGUGGGACCCAAACCUGUGGGCAAAGUCUCAGCCAUCCCCCCUCUCAGAGCUCUCAGACCGGUCCCAGGUGCCAAACCAAACACAGCCUCGCCUCCGCCACGAAAAUGACCUUCUCCUGGCCCCUCCACCCUCUGAGGAGGCAGCGGCUGACAGCCUAUUUGCACUAAAGAGACUUUGGCUGGUGAACCACAGAGCUGUCGCACAUACCAGAGGAGGACGAACUCAAACAGAACUCGUACCAGUUCAGACUUCGAAAUGAAACCGUACCCCGCUCUUUUCCCCCUCGAUUUUGCCCCCCACCCCCUUGUAUCCUCCUCCUCCUCCUCCUCCUCCUCCUCCCAGCGUGCUAACAUUAACCACGACGACGCGGUUUUGCACGGAGGCCUUGCAGACUGAGACAAGUGUUAUCGCUGGGGGACGGUCACAUUUGCCAAAAUCUUUUUUUUUAAGAUUGUUUUUUUUUAAUCUGUUAAUGCUGUCCGUGUAUGAAAAAAAAAAAAAGCAUUUUGUAAUGAGCGUUGUUUUGUUUACAGUUUGUUUCAUGUCACGUUUUAUGAUUUGUGUUAUGUGCCAAAGAGGUCUCUUCAUACCUGGGGUGUGUCCCGAACGCUUGAAAACCUUCUUAAGUUCAGCACAAGUCACCUCCUCCAUAUUUUUAGGUCUUAUAAUUUAUUGUAUUAUAUGAGGAAUGUCUGAAGUACAAACCCUGGACAUACGGACGCCUAUCAGGAGGAAGGAGAGCCAAUCACACAGCAGCUUCUUAUCAACACUGUUUACAUGGUGGAGGGCUUGAUGGAUGCUUGGGGCUCGCAGGACACACCCCGGUCGCUCAUGUUGAUUUGAAUGUCUUUUGCUGUGUGUUAUGACUUUUGAAUGGUUACAUAAAAUAUUUUUACAAAACUAUCAA
Stegastes partitus (bicolor damselfish) is the source of this 3236-nucleotide messenger RNA. RefSeq names its product ADAM metallopeptidase domain 19a (gene adam19a). Lineage: Eukaryota; Metazoa; Chordata; Actinopteri; Pomacentridae. The record is from RefSeq and is a predicted model, not a curated record. The transcript is spliced from 18 exons. Gene Ontology annotation, molecular function: metalloendopeptidase activity. Gene Ontology annotation, biological process: proteolysis. The annotation marks the transcript as partial.